Fopius arisanus is the source of this 3609-nucleotide messenger RNA. RefSeq lists its product as uncharacterized. Gene Ontology annotation, biological process: long-chain fatty-acyl-CoA metabolic process. NCBI's taxonomy places the organism in Eukaryota, Metazoa, Arthropoda, Insecta, Hymenoptera, Braconidae. The coding region runs from base 165 to 3371 and encodes 1068 amino acids. Gene Ontology annotation, cellular component: peroxisome. The transcript has 19 exons. The record is from RefSeq and is a predicted model, not a curated record. Gene Ontology annotation, molecular function: alcohol-forming very long-chain fatty acyl-CoA reductase (NADP+) activity.
UGUUGCACUCUGUACCACCGUGAGACAAGUGCUGGUGUACAGGACCUGUCAAUGAAAAUAUCCAAUAAAUGUGCCAAUUCCAGCAAAAGUGAUUAAUAACUUGAAAUAUUAUUGAUCAGGAUUCUGAUCACAUUCACUUGGCGAGGAGAAUUGUUAGUGACAAGAUGACUAUCAUGGAUAAUGAGAGUCCAACAACUGAAGAAACACCCAUUCAGAAAUUUUAUGCUGGUCAAAGUAUCUUCAUUACAGGUGGAACCGGAUUCCUUGGCAAAAUCCUGAUUGAAAAGCUGCUGAGAUCGUGCCCAAAUGUAUCAAUGAUUUAUUUAUUAGUGCGAUCGAAGAAAGGACAAAGUGUCAUUCAGCGAAUGGACACCCUCUUCGACGAUCCUGUUUUUGAGCGUCUAAAAAUCGAAGUGCCGAAAUUUCGGCACAAAGUAGCAGCAGUGAGCGGUGACUGUGCCUUACCAGAACUAGGAUUAUCCCCUGGGGAUCGAGACUCACUUGUCCGAGAAAUAACAAUUGUUUUCAACGUCGCAGCGACGGUGCGCUUUGACGAGAAAAUAAAGGAUGCCGUCACCAUAAACGUCAGAGGACCCAAGGAGAUUCUCAACCUGUGCCGAAGCAUUGCUAAUCUCAGAGCAGUCAUUCACGUCUCCACCGCCUACAGCAAUUGUACCCGAGACAACAUUGACGAGAAGUUUUAUGCUCCAACGAUCUCUGCCGAUAGCAUCAUGGAACUAGUCCAAAGUAUUGAUGAAAGUAAACUCGAGAAAAUAACACCAACUCUGUUAGGAAAUUAUCCUAAUAGUUAUGCGUUCACCAAACAAAUUGCGGAGCAAGUGGUGAAGCAGUACGGAAAAGAUUUGCCUAUUGGAAUCUUUCGUCCAGCAAUUGUUGUUUCUAGUUAUAAAGAACCCGUGGCUGGCUGGAUAGAUAACGUCUACGGUCCUACAGGUGCUCUAGUUGGUGCUGGAGCAGGUCUGAUAAGAACUCUCCAAAUCAACAAAAAUUGCACAGCCGAAAUUGUUCCAGUUGAUUACACUGUCAAUGCCCUGAUAUCAACGGCCUGGGACGUAGCGAACAACAAAAAUGAGGCUGCAGAUCCACCGAUCUAUAAUUACUAUUCAUCCUGGAACAACGGAAUAUCCUGGGGUGAUUACAUGGAAUUAUCCAUGAAAUAUGGAAUGAAAAUGCCAGCAGUCCGAACCCUCUGGUGCUACACCCUGACAAUAACUAGCAAUCCAGUCAUGUUUUAUAUUUACAGUCUCUUACUUCACAUUAUUCCAGCAUUGUUGGUGGAUAUUGGUCUUUGCGUCAUCGGCCAAAAGCCCAAAGCGAUAAAAAUUUAUAGAAAAAUCCACAAAUUCGCAGCCGUCACAGCUUACUUUAGCACUCACAUGUGGAAAUUUUCGAAUGAAAAUACCAGAGGGCUGUGGGAUAAUUUAACUCCUGAGGACAAAAAAUUAUUCCAAUUCUCAAUGUUGGAUUUCGACUGGAAUGAUUUUCUCUACAAGUGCGUUGUUGGUCUGAGACUUUACGCUUUCAAGGAUGAUCCUAGCACAAUUCCAAUCGCAAAGAAGCGGAUGGCAAAAUUCCUCGUCCUGCACAGAGCCAUAAAAUACGGAUUCUUUGGACUAGUCUUUUGGCUGACGUACAGUUUCCUGUCUUUCGUCUUCUCCUGGGGCUUGACGAGUUCUUUCUCAACAAUCUCCGAGCCUGGUGAAGACUUUAUUAAGAUGGCAUUGCACAAAACCAAAUUCACUGACGAUAUCAAGAUCAACGCAGUCAGACUAUCCGAUUUCAAUGGCUCAGGUGUUUAUAGCAACGACUUGAGGAUCAACGAUAACAACAACAUGACCAAUAUCAUAAAUGAAAAUGGGGGAAAUACGAGAACACCAAUUCAAGAUUUCUACGCCGAUCAGAAUAUCUUUAUAACAGGGGGCACUGGAUUUCUCGGUAAGACUGUAAUUGAAAAACUCCUGAGGAGCUGCCCCGAUAUUUCAACUAUUUAUUUCAUGGUGAGGUCCAAGAAGGGCCACAAUGUCGCUGAUCGGGUUGAUGAUUUAUUCAAUGACUUGAUAUUCGAUAAUCUCAAGAAGACUUCCCCAAAGUUUCGGCACAAGCUAGUCGCGGUUGCCGGUGACUGUCAAUCGCCGAAUCUUGGUUUAUCAGAGAGUGAUCGAGAACUUCUAAUUCGAGAGGUAUCGAUAGUCUUUCACAGUGCAGCAACUGUGCGUUUCGACGAAAAACUACGUAUUGCAACAGCGAUAAAUAUUGGUGGUUCCUUGGCAAUGUUAAACUUAUGCAGAGAAAUGAAGAAGCUCAAGGCAAUGAUUCACGUUUCGACGGUUUACUCUAAUAGCCACGUCGACGAAAUCGGAGAAUGCAUCUACACCUACUCCAUGGAAUAUGAGAAACUCGAUAAAAUGGUCAACAGUCUAUCAGAUGAGGCUAUCGAUGAGAUGUUACCGAGCCUUCUCCAGAAAUGGCCAAACACGUACACUUACACUAAAGCACUUGCUGAGCAAGUGAUUCACAAGGGAAGCAAGGAUAUGCCUGUGGGAAUAUUCAGGCCUGGCAUAAUAAUAUCGGCUGCUGAGGAGCCACUGCCUGGAUGGACUGAUAAUUAUUACGGGCCCAUUGGUGCCACAGUAGCAGUACAGUUGGGUUUGCUGAGGGGUGUGUAUUAUAAUCCAGCGGUUAGAGCCAAUGUGGUACCGGUGGAUUACACUACUAAUGCACUGAUAGCCUCAGCAUGGGACGUGGCAAAUAGAUCUGACAGGAGAAAAGAAAAAAUGAUGGUCUACAAUUACGUAUCAACAGUAGAUGCUCCACUCUUUUGGACAGACUACUACAACUACUGUGAAGCGGCUGGCAGCAUGUACCCCGCUUUAAAAUCAAAAUGGCACGUCACCUUCACUCCCACAUCAUCUAAACUCUACUGGUCUCUAUUAGUUAUAUUCAUUCAUCUGUUGCCCGCGAUAAUCAUCGACCUAUUCGCAAAAUGCACUGGAAAUAAACCACAGAUGCAUCAAAUGCUGAACAAAAUUUUGAAGUACUUGAAUCUCAUUCAGCCCUUCACUCUGAAAGACUGGGAGUUCACAUCCGAUAAUGUGCAACAAAUGUGGAACAAUUUGGAUACCAAAGACAAGCAGUACUUCAAGUUUUCCCUGAAGGGAUGGGAUUGGCCGGAAUACUUCAAGACCUACAUGAAAGGCAUCAAAGUUUAUCUUCUCAAAGAGGAUCUGAACACACUCCCAGCCAGCUACAAAAGGCAACAGAAACUGCUCUGGUUGUAUCGAGCAACGAAAGCUUUAUUUGGAUUAUUUAUAAUGUGGAUGGUAUGGAAAAUGGUAACUCUGUUCAUCUGAACCAUCACCAUUACCCCUGGAGACCAACGAUAGGUCAACGCUUUCUGUACAUAUUAUACGUGGAGAAUAUUUUAACGCUUUUCGUUAUUUAUAUGUUGCAGUCGAUAAUUCACAUAGUUUCAUUAUGUCGUCGACGUGUUUCUUACAAUUUAUAUUAUACUGAGUUAAUGUAAAUCAACGUUUAAUUUCCUGUACCAUGUUAAUUCUUAAUGUAUCAGAUUUAAUAAAACUCGUCUAU